Molecule: messenger RNA, 1230 nt
Organism: Talaromyces stipitatus ATCC 10500
Lineage: Eukaryota; Fungi; Ascomycota; Eurotiomycetes; Eurotiales; Trichocomaceae
Exons: 2
Coding region: 1-1230 (409 amino acids)
Biological process (GO): dGTP catabolic process
Cellular component (GO): nucleus
Molecular function (GO): dGTPase activity
Source: RefSeq, a predicted model, not a curated record
AUGCCAGCAUUCCUGGACCAGUUGUUCGGGAAACUGAAACUCUUACGUGCCUCGCUGCGCCACCCGCUGCUACGAUUUCCCCUUCUAGAAUUAGCAAGGAUCGAAAAGCCGCCUGGACAAAGGAAGAGGGGCAUUCGAACCCCACAAGACAGAGACGACAGUAUCUUCAACACAAUGACCGCCUCCAAUCCACCAUUGAAUGUAGGGAUCUUCCAAACCCUCGAAUCAGUCUCUGAGGAGACAGUUAUUAUUCGAGAUGCCCUCUACGGCGAACAUCAAGUUUCAGAGUCCAUAUUAGUCGAACUACUUCAUUCCCCAACCCUCCUCCGAUUGACGGGUAUCUGCCAACACGGCGUGACAGGUCUACUAGGCCUAACCCCCAAAGUCACCCGCUUCGAGCACUCUGUAGGCGCAUUCCUACUCGUACGCAAAGUUGGUGGGGGCCUCGAAGAACAGGUUGCCGCCCUUUUACAUGAUAUCAGUCAUACCGCACUCAGCCAUGUAGUGGAUUGGGCAUUAUCAAAACCCGGAGAGGAAAGUUUCCAUGAAGUUCACAAGGAACGAUACAUCAAGACAAUGAGUUCAUUACCGCAGGUUCUCACAAGGCAUGGAUUUGCGGAUUUGAGGGCGCUGAAUGAGGAUCUUUUCCCUCUUGUGGAGAUGCCAUCGCCACAUCUCUGUGCUGAUCGGCUUGAUUACGCGCUACGAGACUCUGUUGCGUUCGGUACACUUACGCUUGAAGAUGCACAACGGAUUUUUGAAUGUUUGAAAGUAUUUCCGGACGCGGCUUCUUCACGUAGACUACUCGUGUUAGGAGAUGAGCAUUUAGCCUUGACGCUGGCAAGAGCAUAUCUGGAAAGUGACAGAAAGGUCUAUUCAGACCUUGGUAACGUGGAAUUGUAUAGAAGAACUGGUCAGGUGAUAGGGGACCUGAUCAGAAAAGAGAAUAUAAAGGAAGAAGCUUUAUGGACUUUGUCAGAUCAAGAGUUCUGGGAAUUAUUGCGGAAGACAGCUGAUCCAGCCCGACUGGAGGCAUUGAAUAGAUUGGAGUCAGAAGGUGCUCCCAAAAAGGAUGGGUUGAGUCUUCCACAGAAAGCAAAAAUUCGCACAUUGGAUCCAGAUAUGUGGCUUUCAACCUCCAAAGAGCCGUUGCCUCUGUCUGUCGUUCGUCCUGGCUGGGCUCGAGAGCGGCAAGACUAUAUUUCAAGUAGAGAAAAGGAGCGUGUCUGA